AUCGAACUGUUUUGUGUAUAAAGAGUUUUUGUCUUUCUGCUUAUUGAGAGCAAACCUGAAUUAUCAAUGCUAUUGUCGACUAUUUCUGAGGUUUAUGCACCGUCCACCGGACCUGAUUACAAAGAAGCAAGUGAUUCUCCUGUCCCGAAUUAAUUGUCCCGAAAGCCAGUGUUUGAAAUUGUCUUGCAUCAGAUGCGACAUUAGAUUGCGUAGUAUUACAUGUAAAAGCUACUCGUUUUUUAAAUCUACUUUGGACAAGUCGUAAGUUGGCGAAGAGGCGCUGGAAUGCAAGCAGUACCCUUCGAACAGCCCCAUAUCAUAUCCUGUCUCACUAUCGUUCUCAAUAUCAACUUAUUCACGCCCCAUUCUGAAAUUCGUUUCCUUCUUUUUGUAAUAUAAAAUAAAUUGGAGGUUUAGUUGUGAACACGCAUUUGAAUAUCGAUAACUGUAAACUGCAUCAAUUGGCGCACCCUAAAUUGGUUGGUUAUUUUUUAAAUGAAAAGUUAACUAGAACACAUCAUGAAGCAGUCAAUUAAUAGUGUUUAGUCGUGCAUUAAAGGGGCAUCUCCGAAUGUGAAGCCCACCAAAAGCGUUACUUGAAAUAAAGUAUCUGAAGCAAACACACAGCUUUCUAUGAGUAAUCCAAAAAGGCCUUCUGUAAAACCUUCAUAAUACAACAUUUUAAAAAGUUUGAAAGUGCUACAUAAUUACACAUUCGUAAAUGUAACCCCAAGGCUUUCGUACCAUUGGUGUUGACUCUAAUAAACCUAUGAAACGUUAUGGCAAACGUACAAACAGCUAUUAACCUUGAUUGUGCUAACACUUCAGCUGCUUUAUUUUAAUUCAUUACUUAGCGCAUUCAAAGUGAUGCGCAUUAGCCACCCAGGCCACGUUGCGCUCAAAAACCUUGAUUUUCAAAUUUGCGUUUAGAACUAGGAACUAGUAGAAUCUCGUUUACUCGAGUGGAUUGCAGUUUUUUCCUACCGCUGGAGCUCCGCGUGUCGGAGUCAACGAUAACCUUUCUUAGCGAAGCGAAGUAACUUCUUAUUAUCUGCAGGGGACAAGGUUUUUUUUUUACUUACAAAUUCAUUAACGUACAUUCAUCUGCAUAUUGAACUCAUAGUGUCGGCCGACGACGUUAAGUCGUGUCAUUCUGUUGUCACCUAACAGGGCUAUCGGAAAGUGCAGGCUGAGCCUAAUCAAUUUUAAUGAUUGACUAACAAAAGCACUAGCUGGAUGCUAUCCUCAUCGAUCGUUACUAAACCCAAUCCCUAUGCGCAACUAUUUAACGUCUGAGUGAUGCCACACGUACGCAUGCCCGGUGUGAAACACAGAGUUGAUUGAGGAUAAAGACGUCUUUAUCCUUUAAUCUUAUUUAUUAUUGUUACUUAUAUAAUUUUAACGUGUAAAAUCAAUUUAUAGCUUCUAGGGGUAAAAUCAAGUACUAUUCAAAGACGAUCUAGACAUGCUACGUAGAGCGAGAGAUAAGACAUGGUAUUAACCACUAUUUCCAAAGGCGUUUUGAGGAUCCUGCAUCUAAACACUGCUUCUUUUUGCCGUUAUUCACCCUUAAGUCUCUCCAUCGUAGUCGAACAAGAUGACAAAAUGAUCGGUCCCUACCUUGAUCGACUAAAUCAGUUAGCGAUUGUAUUGGCCAGUGGCUCGCCUCGACGGAAAGAACUGUUGGAACAAAUUGGUUUAAAAUUUGCAGUUGUCCCUUCGACCUUUGAGGAGAAUCUCAAUAAGAAAGCAUUUAGUGCUCCAGCAGAAUACGCACGGAAAAACAGUGAGCUGAAGGCUAAACAGGUUUCUGAAACUUCACACGCCAAUCUCAUAAUAGGAUGUGACACUAUAGUAACAGUGGGGGGACUAAUCUUGGAGAAGCCGAGAUCCACUGAAGAAGCAAAAAGUAUGAUCUCCGCUUUGAGUGGGUCACACAGUGAGGUGCAUAGUGGAGUAUCCCUCAUGGUCCGCGGAGAAGAUGGCGAGCUAAAGUUAGCUGCCUCAUUUACAGAAACAACAUAUGUAGAGUUUUCGUCACUUUCGGACGAUGUUAUUGAAGCCUACAUUGCGACUGAAGAACCAUUUGAUAAAGCUGGUGGUUACGGCAUCCAAGGUUCCGCAUCGGCUUUUGUACGAGGCAUUCGCGGUGACUACUUCAAUGUGGUGGGAUUUCCAAUCAACCAUUUCUGUCGCGAGCUUGAUCAACUCAUCAAAAACGGGAGCUUAAAGUUUCUAAACGACUGAUCAAUGAUUUAGCUUCUUUUACUCUGUUAUAUGUAAAUAAUAUAUGGUAAAUAAGUUGAAUGACAGAAGCGCACUUGAUAAUUUUGUAUGUUUAUUGUCGCCAUUCGUCUUAACGGCGGUAAUUCACGAAUACGACCGCCAACAAUGUUCUACCGAUUACGCAUUGUACUUUGCAUAAAUCUUUUGCAUUUUUGCAAGGUUCGUUGAAUAAAUAAUAAUGCUAUGAGCCA
Messenger RNA from Varroa destructor (honeybee mite), 2477 nucleotides. RefSeq lists its product as uncharacterized. The record is from RefSeq and is a predicted model, not a curated record. NCBI's taxonomy places the organism in Eukaryota, Metazoa, Arthropoda, Arachnida, Mesostigmata, Varroidae. Gene Ontology annotation, molecular function: nucleoside triphosphate diphosphatase activity.